AUGAAUCCCUCAACUCAUCCUGUUCCUCUGACGACACAAAUCCUAGUUAUAGGAGGUGGUCCUGCAGGCUCAUAUGCCGCUACACUUCUUGCCAGAGAGGGGUUUGGUGUAACCUUACUUGAGCGGGAUGUGUUCCCGAGGUAUCACAUUGGGGAGACGCUUCUUCCCUCAUCGAGCCCAUUUCUCUCAUUGAUAGACGCUCUGGGACUCAUCAAAUCGCAUGGAUUCACCCCGAAGCCUGGUGCUGCCGUCAAGCUCAACCAAUAUAGUCGUGAAGGGUAUACUGACUUCGUCUUGCUGAACCCCGAGAAUGAAUCUUGGAACGUCAUUCGAUCCGAGUUCGAUCAUCUUCUGUUGAAACACGCGGCCAGCAACGGUGUACAAGUCUCAGAGGCCAUCAAGGUCGUCAAGAUCCAUUUCGACCAGGACAAGACAACCGGACGUCCCGUCGCUGCUGACUGGGAAGACAAGAGUGGAAAAAAAGGAACUAUACGAUUCGACUGGCUUGUGGAUGCCUCUGGGAGAGCGGGGAUCAUGUCCACACAAUACCUGCACAACCGCAACUUUAAGCAGAGCUUGAAUAAUAUUGCGUGCUGGGGCUAUUGGACUGGGGGUGCAGCCUAUGCUCCUGGAACCUCAAGGGAGAACGCGCCGUGGUUCGAAGCUCUCACCGAUCAGUCAGGUUGGAGCUGGUACAUACCUCUCCAUGACGGUACCGUCUCCGCGGGAUUUGUUAUCUCUCAAGAGUCCAGCAUCUCCAAGAAGAAGGCUACUCGGGAACGAUGCCAAGACACCGAGGCAUCGAUUCUCACUGAACACUAUCUGGAACAAUUGCAGUUCACGCCCGGAAUGGCGAAGCUGCUCGAGCAUGCGAAGCUAGCGAGCGGAGUAAAGUCUGCCAGCGAUUGGAGCUACUCAGCAUCGACCUUCUCCGGCGACCAUUUCAGACUCGUGGGGGAUGCUGCAGCUUUUAUUGAUCCUUUCUUCUCUUCCGGUGUUCACCUGGCUUUCACGAGUGGGUUGUCUGCUGCAUGCACCAUCGCAGCUUCCAUUCGUGGCCAUUGCAGCGAGCAAGAAGCUAAUACCUUCCAUGACCUUAAAUUCGGGACGGCUUAUACUCGUUUCCUGCUCGUCGUCAUCGGUGUGUAUAAACAAGUGAGGGCGCAGAACGUCCCUGUUCUUCAAGAUGUUGACGAGCGCAACUUUGAUCGUGCGUUCACAUCUCUCAGACCAAUUUUCCAGGGUGCUGGGGAAGUUGGAAAAGAGCUCACGGAAGAUGAGGUGCAAUCAGCCCUUGAAUUUUGCGCUAACCUCUUCGCACCCGCUGAUCCCGAGAUGCACGCGGACGUCGCGAAACGUCUCGAUCGCGGCCUCAUGGCUGCCGAUGGGCCACUCAUGACACCCAAGGCUGUUGUCGAGAGAUUCGGAAAGGGCGACGAGGAAGCAGUCCAAGUCUUGCAUCAGAUCAACGCGCGGAGGCAGAUCCAUCCCAUGUUCGACGUUCAUAAGCAUUUUAGCCGCGAGGCGUUCGAGGGUUUGAUCACGAUAUGCACUAGGGGGAACCUAGGGUUGGAAAGGGUGCAGACAUGA
Heterobasidion irregulare TC 32-1 is the source of this 1590-nucleotide messenger RNA. It is a transcript of the gene hal2, whose product is annotated as putative halogenase. The transcript has 11 exons. NCBI's taxonomy places the organism in Eukaryota, Fungi, Basidiomycota, Agaricomycetes, Russulales, Bondarzewiaceae. Gene Ontology annotation, molecular function: monooxygenase activity. The coding region runs from base 1 to 1590 and encodes 529 amino acids. The record is from RefSeq and is a predicted model, not a curated record.